Messenger RNA from Saxophila tyrrhenica, 1812 nucleotides. RefSeq lists its product as uncharacterized. The transcript has 2 exons. Gene Ontology annotation, molecular function: hydrolase activity, hydrolyzing O-glycosyl compounds. Bases 1 to 1812 code for a protein of 603 amino acids. NCBI's taxonomy places the organism in Eukaryota, Fungi, Ascomycota, Dothideomycetes, Mycosphaerellales, Extremaceae. Gene Ontology annotation, biological process: carbohydrate metabolic process. The record is from RefSeq and is a predicted model, not a curated record.
AUGGAAGCUUCUAUACCUCUCGAAGACGUACCAGAAUGUGAAAGCCUGCAGGCCUACGAUAACGUGGACGGCUAUCGCCAGUUCUCUGGCUCAGCAUUCAUAACAGACAAACGAGUGCUCUCAAUCGAACUUGGCGCUGUGUUCGGCGAUGCAUACACUUACACCAUCCCGCAUUUACUCUGGGCAAUGAACCGCGCUGCUUCGGGAGGCGUCAAUCAAUUCAUAAUCCACGGCCAGCAAUAUGCUGGUGAAUAUCCUGAGACGACAUGGCCAGGUUACGUAUCUUUUGGCUACGCAGUCUCUGAUCAGUACUCCAACAAGCGGCCGGACUGGAACCAUGGACUAGAAGCCGGCCUACGAUACAUGGGUAGGAUCAUGUACGUCCAGCAGCAGGGUGUCCCACGGAUCGACGUCGCUUUCUACAACCGACAAUCAGCCACCGACCCCAUCGUGCAGACUUUGUACCAGCCGAGCGAUCUUGAAGACCAAGGCUGGACUUACGCAUACCUGUCCCCCACCAAUUUCAAGCUACCCCAAGCUCACGUACAUGACGGCGUGCUCGCUCCAGACGGUCCAUCAUUCAAGGCCAUGGUCGUUGAAAGCAGCCAGAACAUGACCCUCGACGGUGUUGAGGCGCUCAUCGACUACGCUGCAGCCGGGCUGCCGAUCAUUUUGAGCGGCGGUGCUCCUGGCUAUCAUCCAUAUGGGAACGAGAGCGACAGAAUGCAGGUGGAACACAAGAUCUCCAGGCUCCGAGCCACGUCGAAUGUGUUCAGCGUCAGCAAGGGCCAGGCUGCACAACAGCUACGAGCCUUGGGUCUGUCGCCACGUGUUGCAAUCCAGACCAACGGCACCUGGUAUCCCUCGUGGCGCGAAGAAGAUGGAAGCGGUAUUGACUACGCCUACGUCUUUUGCGAUACCAAUGCGAGCACUGGGUCCAUCACAGUGUCGUCGGUCAAAAAGGCUUUCCUGCUUGACGCAUGGACGGGAGAGAUCAAGCCGUUGCCCCUCUACGAGCAAGACGACAGCUUCACUACCAUCCCUCUGAAUCUCGCUGGCAACGAGACGGCUAUAUUUGCGUUCACCGACGCCAUUCCAGAGGGCUGGCCUAAGGCUCCUCCGCUUCAUCUUGUGGACGUGACGUCUGCUGUGCUCGGAUGCAAGUAUACCAGCUCCGUGGACUUGGACCUCCACGUCCCUGCUCUAUCGCAACCCGGCAGCGCUACCCUCUCCAACGGCUCGUCAAUCCCCAUCGACAGCUCGGACGUCCCAGCAACCAUCCCUUUGACGCAGUGGACGCUAACCGCCGAACACUGGGCUGCACCCUCCAACUUCAACGACUCCAGCAUCGUAGCUCGCAAAUUCAACACCACGCACGAGCUCACCUCGCUCGUGUCCUGGCUCGACAUUCCUGCUCUCGCGAACGUCUCUGGCAUCGGAUACUACAGCACAAGGUUCACCUGGCCCCCUCAAGGACCAUCUGAUGACAGCGAGUUAGGAGCCUACAUAUCCUUCUCCAAAAUCCUGGACGCCAUAACCGUCUACGUCAACGGGCAGCGUUUGCCGCCUCUGGACUACAACAACGCAAAAAAGGACAUCUCUGCUUACCUUCAAGCGGGAGAGAACGAGGUGUUGGCGGUCGUGCCGACGACGAUGUGGAAUUACAUUCAGACGAUUCUGCCGAGGAUACGGAAUGCAGGGGAGGCUGUUGAGUUUUCUGGAGGGCCUUUUGGUAGUCCGUCGGAGCCUUCGGAUAAUGGGCUCGUGGGGACGGCGGAGGUUGUGCCGUAUCGGACUUUGACGAUAUCUUGA